GGGCGAUUGUAACGCAAACCGUUCUUUUUCAGUAACUAUUUUAGCUUUGAUUCGCUACGUGUAAAUCAUUUUAGUAGCUAUAUUUGGACGAGAGAAUCCUCUGUUGUAAUUGUACUUGUUGUGCGUGUGUUCUGCAUUAGAAAGAGGUUUUAGCUUUCUUCUCUCCUUAACACACUCUCGAACCAAUGUUCUUUUCGACAUCGUUCGCUCAGAAGGUCGCAGCAGCUCUUGCUGGUGUGACGCUGACUACACACCUCGUUGGGGGUGUGUCGGCAGUUCCUAUUGAUGUUUUAAACGAAGAAGUUUAUGAGGGUUUUGAAAUUGAACGAGACUCAGAACUCAUUACAUCAUUGACGAAGCGCCAUACGGACGCUUCGUACGCUCCACGGUUUGUGGAUUGUCCUUCGGACUACAUGCUCAGAGAUGCUACUCUGGGUGUCUCUGAUGGCGAAAAGGCCUUCUUGGACAAGCGCACGCCUGUAAUUAAUGAGGCUAUGAACACGUUCCUGAAACGUGCGAACUUGAAGGAUCUGAAUAUCAGUGAGGUCAUUACGGACGAGGAUGGCCCUCGUCUUGGUAUUGCGUUCUCUGGCGGUGGUUUCCGUGCAAUGAUCAACGGCGCCGGUGUCGUUAAGGCCAUGGACAGCCGUUACGGCAGCAAUUACACUUCUGUGUCUGGUUUGCUGCAAUCGGCCAUGUAUGUGACGGGUCUGUCUGGCGGCUCGUGGCUCGUUGGCUCAAUUAGCAUCAACAACUUCUCCAACAUUACCUUCUUGAAGGACAACGUUUGGGAUUUGUCUGACGGCAUCUUCUUCCCCAAGAGCAACUUUGUCAAAGACCUUAUUUACUACCACGACUUAAAACAUGAAAUUGAUGAAAAAGCCGAUGCUGGCUUCAACACCUCUAUUACGGACGUUUGGGGUCGUGCUCUUUCUCGUCAUCUUAUUGACGCUGAGCGCGGAGGACCUAACAUUACCUUCUCCAGCAUUCGCAACCAAAGCUGGUUCCAAAAUGGAGAGUUCCCCUACCCCAUCAUCGUUGCUGACAGUCGUUACCCUGACGAGAAGCUGGUUGCUAUGAACUCGACCAUCUACGAGUUUUCGCCCUACGAGUUUGGCUCCUGGGACAAUGCGAUCAAGUCUUUCCUGCCUAUGGAGUACUUGGGAACGGCUUUGCACAACGGCAGCAAGACGAGCUCUCGCUGUGUGCGCCAAUUCGACAAUGCUGGUUUCGUCAUGGGAACUUCUUCGACCCUUUUCAAUGCGGCCCUUUUGCGUUACGAGGGAAGCAACUCGACUAUUUCCAACCUGUUCAAGGACUUCCUCGAAGACUUGUCGGAGCACUAUGAUGACAUUGCCGCUUAUCCCAAUCCUUACCAGUACUACAAGUCGAACCACUCGAACGCUACCAACUACUUCUACGAUACGAAGUACUUGAACCUGGUUGACGGUGGUGAAGACAACCAAAACAUCCCCAUUUGGCCCUUGCUGCACCCUCAACGUUAUGUGGACACUGUGUUCGCUGUUGACAGCUCGGCCAACAAGCCCUACGCCUGGCCUAAUGGAUCGUCGCUCGUCAACACGUACAAGCGUAUGGUAGAAACACCAUCUCAACGCAACUUUGACGUGCGUGGAUUCCCCUACAUCCCAGAUGAGGCAACCUUCGUCUCAUUGGGUCUCAACAGCCGCCCUACUUUCUUUGGAUGUGACGGAAGAAACACAACUUUGAACAGCAGUGUUGUGAACAACAAGACACCUCCACUUGUGGUUUACCUUCCCAAUGCUCCCUGGACCUUCGAUUCUAACAUCUCUACCUUUGACUUGAGCAUUGACGAUGAUGAUGUUGAUGAUAUCAUUAAGAACAGUGUGAUUAAUGUUUCGCAGAACAACAGUGAGACUUUUACCACAUGUAUCGCUUGCGCUCUUAUUCAACGCUCCUUGGAACGUAAAAACAUGUCAACAACCUCGCAAUGCAAGCAAUGUUUCUCGGACUACUGUUGGAACGGUACUGUUGUCUCGUCCAAAGACACGACAAUCGUCUACAACCCUACUCUUCGUGCUAAUGCAGUAACCUCAACUGCAUCUACUACGGUCUUUUCCGCACAAGUGAUGUAUGCAGCCAUGGCCAUUGUUGCUAGCAUCAUUAGCACCAUCUUUUAAGAGAGUAUCACUAGCAUGAAUUGAUAUAUGAAAACGAAUCUUUCUACAUAGCAUUUGUAGGUUACUUUGAGUAGCUAGAAUUAACAUUUUUUUUUCUUAAGAAGUCAAAAAGUGGUGAUGGCCUGGAGGAAGAUAAUA
Schizosaccharomyces japonicus yFS275 is the source of this 2297-nucleotide messenger RNA. Its product is annotated as lysophospholipase. Lineage: Eukaryota; Fungi; Ascomycota; Schizosaccharomycetes; Schizosaccharomycetales; Schizosaccharomycetaceae. Gene Ontology annotation, cellular component: extracellular region. The coding region runs from base 186 to 2159 and encodes 657 amino acids. Gene Ontology annotation, biological process: lipid catabolic process; phospholipid catabolic process. The transcript is spliced from 2 exons. The record is from RefSeq and is a predicted model, not a curated record. Gene Ontology annotation, molecular function: phosphatidylcholine lysophospholipase A1 activity; glycerophospholipase activity; hydrolase activity.